Molecule: messenger RNA, 2331 nt
Organism: Pygocentrus nattereri (red-bellied piranha)
Lineage: Eukaryota; Metazoa; Chordata; Actinopteri; Characiformes; Serrasalmidae
Product: LINE-1 reverse transcriptase homolog
Exons: 2
Coding region: 1-2178 (725 amino acids)
Biological process (GO): base-excision repair
Cellular component (GO): nucleus
Molecular function (GO): phosphoric diester hydrolase activity; DNA-(apurinic or apyrimidinic site) endonuclease activity; double-stranded DNA 3'-5' DNA exonuclease activity
Source: RefSeq, a predicted model, not a curated record
AUGAAUGGUGGUCCUAAGAAGAAGCAGACACUGACAGUCCUCUCAUGGAAUGUCAACGGUUUUUCCCAGAAAAAAUCAAGCGUCUUCAAUCAUUUAAACCUCCUACAGGCUGAUGUGGUCUUUCUUCAGGAAACUCACAUAGGUCCUAGUGCUAACUCUCCUGCAGGAAGUAUUCAAAUUCAAAGUCUAGAGCAUGACUAUGACUGGGCUGUGUAUACCGUAUUUAAACGCAACUGCCGAGGAGUGGCCAUACUGUUCAGAAAGGGCUUGGUGUGUGAAGGACUCAGAGUUGUUGGGGAUGAAAAGGGAAGAUACAUGAUUAUCAGUUGCAGAAUUCAGGAGCAGGAGUUUAUAUUUGCUAAUGUGUAUAAUCCAACAGAUGAAAAGAUUGAUUUCAACAAGUUCAGAGAGUUUCUCAUCCCAGCCUCUGAAUCCACAUACUUUAUAUUUGGAGGGGAUUUUAACACUGUUAUGGAUGCUGAGUUUGACAAAACAUCAAGCAGUAGAAACAGAGGACACAGUGACCGUUUCAAAGGUCUUGUGAGUUUGCUGGACACCUUUAGCCUGGUGGAUGUCUGGAGGUGGCUUUACCCUGAGAAAAAAAUCUUCACGUACUUUGAUGGGAAAGGAAAAUCAAGGCUGGAUUACUUUUUUAUGCCAGUCAGAAGUCUGAAAAAUGUGACUGCUUGCCAAAUUCAUGGAAGACCUCAGUACUCAAAAAGGGAAGGCUGUAUUUCUGAUCAUGCUCCAAUAUCUGUUCAAAUCCAAACUGGCCAUAGGUGUCAGUUUUCUUCUGGGCUCUUCAAGGAUGAGGACACAAUGGAGCAGCUUUCAAACAUAAUCAGAAACAUCUCAGGAGCAAAAAACAUUAAAAAAGAAGAUUUGUGGCCAGCGCUGAAAGUCAGGGUCACUUGUGAGACAUUUGCUUUAAAUAGAAGUGGAGAUGACUUCAAAUCACCAAGACAUCUGGCUGGGAUUCAGAUGUCUCAGGUUCCUAAGAAGCAGCCAAUGGAACAGGAAUGUUUGUUAAGUUCAGCGAACCACAUUCAACUCCUACAUUCACCAGAUAGCUUGAGUGAUGCUUCAAAUCUUGAAGGAUAUUUGGAUUACUUACAUGAAACAAAAAUGUUUGAAGACAUCAAAUUAAUAUUGAAUGCAACACUAACUGAACCAGUUUCAAAGAAAGAAAUUCUUACAACAAUACUUUCCUUACGUAACUCUGAACAUAUAACACCGGAUGGGCUUCCAGUGACAUUCUACAAGCGCUUCGCAAGUAAGAUCACUGGCCUUCUUCAAGUGUUCUUCAAUCAAGUCCUUGACCAACAGAGCAUCUUUAAGUGUAUCUUUAAUGAAUCUUUCAUUUCAGACACAUUUUCAACGAUGACAUUGAAUUUCAGCAACACUGAUCAUACCUACAGCAGUAAUGUCCAACACUACAGUCCAGUCUUCAUAUUUAAUGUAGACUAUAAUAUUCUAGCCUUGAUUCUUGCAGAGAGGUUGAAUAGCAUUAUGGGGUACAUGCUAAAUCAGGGGAAAAUCAGGCCACAUCUGUCUGUUCAAGACUGCAUUAAUGCUUUUGUGAAAAUCAGAGCAGACCAGCUUCCAGUGCUAGCUGUCUCAGUAAAAGUGGAUCCUGGUGCAGUUAAAUGGCCAUACCUGUUCCAUAGGUUAAAGACACUGAACGUGCCUGACAGGUUUAGAUCUAUGGUGAGAUCCUUGAUGUUGGAGGAGGGCAGGACAUCUGAUCCUCCAGCACGUGGACUAAAGGUGGGAUGUCCACUGACUCCUUUAUUGAUAAGCAUCUGUCUGAUUCCUCUUAUCCACUCGAUCAAUGAAGAGACAAGGCUUCAGGGAAUCAGAAUUAGGGGAGAGCACAUAAAAUCAGUCCUGGACAAAGAUAGAGCUAUAAUAUUCCUCGCAAACACCAAUGAAGGUUUGGAUGUUUUUGAGGCACUGCUCAAAGAUUUCUUGAGAAAUUCAGGAUUUGUGAUUGAUGGCAGGUUCUCUGAAGUGUUCAUAACAGGACACUCAUGCUUUAAUUUCAAGAAAGAGAUCUUACAAUCAUUCAAGAGAACGCUGAAGGGAUUUUGUUACAAAGGCAUCCUUGUAGGCUCGGAGGAUCCUGGCCUUGUUCAGAUAGUAAGACAUCAAGGUCAGUGUAACACUGUUACGAGCUGAUGACAUUCUUAAGAACUGAUCUUAGAACAAUAACAACAGUAAAAAGAUAUAAUGAUCCAUUUAGAUUAAACAAACCUUAAACAAUGUACAGGGUGCGCCAUUUAUAUGGGUGCUGCACAUCUCGUAUCUUUACAGCAUAGACAAUUGCCUUCA